AUGAAAGCGGUCGAUCCUUCAUACCCACUCCUACCUGUGGCGAGGCUUCUAUCUGCAGUUGGGCUGCUCCUCGUUCUCUUGACCAGCUUUAUGCGUCAACACUGGAACCUUGGGGUCGCCUUCUUGUGUUUCUGGCUAUUCGUGGAAUCCCUGAUAGAUGGUGCCAACACGAUUAUCUGGUCCGAUAAUGCCGACAUUAAACUAUAUGUAUAUUGCGACAUUGCGUCGCAUAUACAGUUGAUCACUUACACCGUCAAGCCGAUGUCAACGCUCAUAGUCAUCCGCCGACUUUACUUGAUUGCCAAUCUACAGUCCGUGGACCUACCUAGUCAAUCAGCAAGACGUCUGAACUUGAUCGUGGAAUGGAGUCUAGGCUUGGUUAUUCCCUUGCUAGUUGCUGGCCCUCUAUACUAUAUCAACCAAGGAGUGCGAUUCGAAGUUUUGGAAGGGUUUGGGUGCACCAAUCGUCUUGACCUGUCAAUACUGGAACUCUUGACUAUUCAAUCAUGGAUCCUCGUGCCUCCGUUGAUUUCGAUCGUUUUCUACUACCCGAGAGUGGCUUGGACAUUCUAUCGACAAAGCAAGGACAUCAAUCGCUUCCUGAGGAGCAAUAACUCAAUUUCGCGCCCGAGUUAUUUCCGUAUCAUGGUCCUCGCCAGCAUCGAUCUCUUAAUCACGUUACCAAUCGGUAUUGUGAACUUGGUCCUAGCCCUAGUUGCGGCACUGAGGAAUAACCUGCUACCUUUCUAUUGGGGCUGGACCUCUUUGCAUACUAAUUGGGAGCCCCUCAGCGUAUCUUAUGCUGAGAUCACGGCCGAUGGGACCACUAAUACGGCCAACUUCUACUUCAUCAACUGGAUGUCCCCGAUCCUUGCAUUCUCUAUAUUCGGCUUAUUCGGCCUUACAUCGGAGGCGCUCGCGUCGUACUGGCGCGUUAUCUGCGUUAUCGGUAACUGGGUCGGCUGGGCCCCCACUCCGCGUGCGCAGAACCAGCAGGCGUCGUUAGGCGAGAUCGAGUUCGGCGAGCAGCUGCGGGACAAGUCUGCUAUUGACAUCGAGAUUGGCCUUAUCAACGACCACACGCACCCUGUAACUCGCGACGCUGGGGACUCAUUGGCCCGUGCGAACGUAGACAGCGAGCCCUCGUCGGUGCCUCAGUACACCGAAUUUGACGUUCCGCAUGUUGAUGCGGGCAACGUCGAGGGCCGAGGAGUGUAA
This is a messenger RNA of Peniophora sp. CBMAI 1063, 1218 nucleotides long. Lineage: Eukaryota; Fungi; Basidiomycota; Agaricomycetes; Russulales; Peniophoraceae. The record is from the annotation of a GenBank genome assembly.